Fusarium redolens is the source of this 651-nucleotide messenger RNA. RefSeq lists its product as uncharacterized. The coding region runs from base 1 to 651 and encodes 216 amino acids. The record is from RefSeq and is a predicted model, not a curated record. The transcript has 2 exons. NCBI's taxonomy places the organism in Eukaryota, Fungi, Ascomycota, Sordariomycetes, Hypocreales, Nectriaceae.
AUGGAGCCUGAGCUGCGGACCCGGCCGGGCAUCCUGACCGUGGACACUUCCGAGAAGCACUUCAGCGUGGUCCCUGUUAUCGUUGUCUCUCUGGGAGUCGCCGCCCUGUCCAGCUUCUGUGCUGCCGGGGCGUUGGCGAGUCUCCGAACCUCCAUCGGCAGUAUCCUCCGUCUACGCUGCUGGUCAAUUCCUAUUCGCCUUCUUGAGUCUCUUCAUCCACCCGAGCGUCAUCCUGCUCUCGGCGUGCGGAACUGGCAUCGCCCUCGCGGCAGUCAUCUCCUUGGUUACGUUUCCAUCGGCCGCCAUGGUCCAGCAGGUGACUCUGGCCUUGUCGAUCCUCCUGGGGGGGUCCCCAGCAUGGUCGUAGCCAUUGCUCUCCGAGGCCUCGGCUGGUGGACCGCUCUGGCUUGCGGCCUGUUGAUUAGCAGCUGUAGCCUGGGAGCAGGCAUCUGGCCGUGGGUCAUGUUGGCUGUUUCAACCAACAAGUCUACACAAUACGCGUACUGUAUCGUCGUCGCUCUCUUUGCGGUAGGCGGUGUUUUCCCUCUCUAUCUCAGCCUGGUCCGCUCCGCCCGUGGUCGGGAGCGACCCCCUGGUUGGGGCUUCAUCGGCGCUGUAUUUCAGCGACGUUCUCGUCGCGUACAGGUGUAA